Molecule: messenger RNA, 954 nt
Organism: Fukomys damarensis (Damara mole-rat)
Lineage: Eukaryota; Metazoa; Chordata; Mammalia; Rodentia; Bathyergidae
Product: olfactory receptor 7G2-like
Exons: 1
Coding region: 1-954 (317 amino acids)
Biological process (GO): G protein-coupled receptor signaling pathway
Cellular component (GO): membrane
Molecular function (GO): G protein-coupled receptor activity; olfactory receptor activity
Source: RefSeq, a predicted model, not a curated record
AUGAAAUUUAAAAACCAAACAUCUGUCUCAGAAUUCCUUCUUGUGGGCCUGACAGAUGAUCCAGAACUGCAGCCCCUCAUCUUCAACCUUUUCCUGGUUAUCUACCUGGUCACCAUCCUGGGAAACCUGAUCAUCAUCCUGGCAAUCAGCUCUGACUCCCACCUCCACACCCCCAUGUACUUCUUCCUGUCCAACCUGUCCCUCACUGACAUCUGUAUAAGCACGAACACUAUCCCAAAGAUGCUAGUGAACAUCCAAACAGAGGAUCAGAGAAUCAGUUACACAGGCUGCUUUUCUCAGCUUUGUUUAGUAUUAGUAUUUUUCUGUUUAGAAAACUGUCUCCUUCUGGUCAUGGCUUAUGACCGCUAUGUGGCCAUUUGUCAUCCCUUGAGGUACACGGUCAUCAUGCACCCAUGCCUCUGUGUCCUUCUGGUUCUACUCUCCCUGCUCGUGAGCAUUGUCCAUGGUCUACUGCACAGUCUGGCGGCACUGCCACUGUCCUUCUGUACAAAUGUGGAAAUCCCGCACUUCUUCUGUGACCUUGCUCAGAUCCUCAAGCUGGCCUGUUCUGAUAUCUUUAUUAAUGCCAUGCUGAUAUAUUCAGCAGGAAACACAUUUUUUGGUGUUCCUCUCAUUGGAAUUAUUUUCUCUUACUUUAAAAUUAUCUCCUGUAUUUUGAGAAUGCCAUCAGUUGGGGGAAGGUAUAAGGCGUUUUCCACCUGUGGGUCUCACCUCUUUGUUGUUUCCUUUUUCUAUGGGACAGGUUUUGGUGUGUACUUGAGUUCUACAUUUAGUAACUCUUCCAAUAAGAGUGCAAUGGCCUCUGUGAUGUACAUUGUGGUCCCUCAAGUGAUGAACCCUUUUAUCUACAGUUUGAGGAACAAAGAAAUGAAGACAGUUCUGAGGCGCCUCAUUAAUUGGAAGCCUUUUAUAUGCUGGGGUCUUGGGCUUUGA